Messenger RNA from Scylla paramamosain (green mud crab), 1240 nucleotides. RefSeq names its product ficolin-1-like. Lineage: Eukaryota; Metazoa; Arthropoda; Malacostraca; Decapoda; Portunidae. Bases 101 to 916 code for a protein of 271 amino acids. The record is from RefSeq and is a predicted model, not a curated record. The transcript has 7 exons.
GUUUACAUGCUUGGCUCACUCCACAAGCCUCCGCCCGUGACGCCGGCUCCCCCUAAGGUCAUCGUCCUUUGAGGUGAACACACGCGGGGUUAAGAGCGACAUGAAGGCGGCGCAGUUGUCGGGGUGGUUGGUGGUGGUAGUGGUGGUGGUGGGGAAGGCCGAGCGCAUUCCCAGCCCGUGGGAGGUUCAUCGUGCUGAUGACGGAUGCCCCACAGUAGCCGUGGACUGCGCUGACCACCUGCUGGCCGGGCGCAACACCAGUGGGGUGUACGAGAUCCAUCCCUUCACCUGCACGUGUGGAAAGUCCGUGCUGGUGUGGUGCGACAUGGAUACGGACGGGGGCGGGUGGACGGUGUUCCUGAACCGCCAAAAGCAGACGCAGCAGCUUGACUUCAAUCGCACGUGGGAGGAGUACAAGGAGGGUUUUGGAAGGGCGGAUGGGGAGUACUGGCUGGGUAACGAGAUCCUCCGCGCCAUGACCCACAGCCGCACCUACUCUCUGAGGCUCGAUCUGACAAAGGCCACCGGCGGGAGCGACUACGCCACCCUGAAGGACUUCAGAGUGAGCUCUGAGGAGUACAGGUAUCGCUUGCAGUCGUCGGGUGGACUACAUUACUCCUCGGUGGCUGAUCAAUGCGUCUCCAACAUAUAUUACAACCUGGAAUUCACCACCAACGACCGCGAGAACGCCGGUGCCAAUGAAAACUGCGCCGUCAGACACGGGGGCGGGUGGUGGUACAGCUGGUCCUGCUUCCAAUUUAACCCAACGGCAGCGUUUAUCGACGGCUCCUUGCCCCUCAAGUGUCAGUACCAUCUCACCAGGGUCACCAGGCUACAGAUGAAGCUUCGUCCAGUCCUUUGCGACGCCACCCUCAAGACCAUCAAGCUCGGGGAGAAUACUUGCGGCUGUGAGUAAUGUUUGCUCCUUGAUCUGCGCUAAGCCUCGCUCAUGGGUGACUCUAUGGUCCCUCAAGGCCGUCAGUGUCCUCAACGCUAUUACCUCAAGAGGCCUCGGCGCAACAGCCAUUCCCACCCUUGUGUUCUCACGACUUAAUCCAGAAGAGUUUGACAAAGAGAAUCCAAUGUAGUCAACCCAAAAGUGUUGGUUUAAAACUAUAGGAGCAAAAAAUAUUUAUAUCUAUACAAUUUUAAUCAAAGACCGUGAUUUUCAUAAGAAGGAACUUCAAGCUGCUUAAAGUACAGUCUUUUGAUAAAUUUAAAAUAAAAUUUCCGCUAUAUA